CCUCGCUGGCCGUGAUGGUGCAUUUUCAAGCGUGUCCAUGAUAAUCUGUAUUUGCAGAUAUCCAUGGCUAUGUACCAAUAUGCAAUGCCAUAUUUUGAUACUCAUCGACUCAAUCACCGAGCUUUCAGUCUCCCGUAAAUAUAUGUGCACCUCUUCCUCCCCGUCUCAACGUAGCCUCCCCUCCAUCAGCACACAUUCCUUCUACAUCAACCUCGUUUCCGCCCCCCUCUUCCACAGCCACGCCUUCAACACUAUCCACACUAUCCACUAGCUGGGUCUCGGCGCUCCUGUAAUUCAGCGCCUAGUAACGUACCUCAGUCAACCUACAUGCAUGCAGCGCAUCAGACGUCCAGCAUCACGCGUGGCACCCAUUUUGGCGCUCAGCCCUAUAUUCCAUCAUCCGGUGCCUCUGAAUCUUUUCGGAAGGAGGGAGGGCACAACAGUGACACUGAGCGAGACCACUGCAAAGCUCAUUCGCGAUCUUUUGUUCAAUGCAUGCAUUCAGUACUCACUCAUAUACUCUUCCAGAUUUGUCCCCACCUUCCAGCGCUCACUCAUCUUCUACGUAUAUGGACCCCGCUGUACUCGCUCGACCAGCACGAGCGUGCCAUAUUUUGCAGGUACCAGCUGAGUAUAAUUACAUUGUCUCGCAUACUCACUUGUUGGCCACCCUUGUUCAAUUGUUCAUCCAUCACUAAUACUAUCAAUUAAAUCUCGUACAUUCUUCACGUAAGGGUGUCUGGAUUUUGUUUGUUCAGGGCUUGGAAGUCGUUCGAAAAUGAUAAUCUCGGUAAGUACAGGAUGUGGUAAGCGGCCACUCUCCGUGCACUUAUAACGUUUGCUUCGUGCAUUGAAAAUAUACCCACGCAUUGCUCUAACCAUGUUUCCCUCAGUUGAUGGUCGCUUUGUUAUCCU
Molecule: messenger RNA, 915 nt
Organism: Suillus subalutaceus
Lineage: Eukaryota; Fungi; Basidiomycota; Agaricomycetes; Boletales; Suillaceae
Exons: 1
Coding region: 328-711 (127 amino acids)
Source: RefSeq, a predicted model, not a curated record